GGCCCGGCUGAGCCCCGCUCUCCUCUGCCCGCAGAGCCUGAGCACCGGGAUGGCGGUGGCCGGGGUGCUGGUGCUGGCCCGCAGCGUCCGCAUGACAACAAAGUUUACUAGUGCUUCGGAUAUUCCUGUGGGGUUUGUAGAAAAGAAUGUGAAAUUGCGAGGAAAAUUACAUCACAUAACUGAGAGAGGCCUGGAAGUUGAACACAUUCCCAUUAGCGUUCCUUUCAUUUCAUCGAUACAGAGAAAAUGGCAAUCAAAAGGUCUUCUGCUGGUGAGGCUUGCUGGGGUGGAGUUGGCUCCGAGUGGCAUGGCCUGGUUACAGCAGGAGUUAAAACCCAAACAAACGAUAUGGUUCCAACUUCUUGGAAGGGAGGACUUGGCCCUUGAGUGCCUUGUUUUAGUAAAUAAGGGUCGAUUUCUCAGCGUGUGCUUAAAUGAAGAGAUCUUGAGACAAGGGCUUGGCAGAACAGCCCGGAUUGAAGGACUACACCACGAUUCCCGUCUGUACUGGAAACUUCACAAAAGACUGCUUCGAGCAGAGUUAAAGGCCUUGAAGAAAAGUAAAGGGAUAUGGAGAGAAGAAAGCUACUCUGAAAGAAUUAAAGAUCGUAUAAGCAACAAUAAAUUCCUACAGACACUGAAACAAUUUGCAAACUGGUUGAGAGGCUCUAUUUAAGGGUAAAAAGGGAGACCGGCUUGGAGGAAUGCCAGUUACCGGUGUCACGUGCUUUAUGUAAAGUAGAAGUUUAUGAUAAAAAACAGGGCCAUAAUUUUGAGGGUCCUUGUCUUGAACAGAAAACUCAUUGUUAUUUAAUGCCACAUUCUAACCCAGAUGGGAUUGAAAUUUAGUAGUAGUAGUAGCCAGGCCACAAAUUAAAAAGUUCUGAAGCUGAAUUUUUCUACAAUAAUGUCCUAAAUGAGUUGUCCACUUUUCCACCUGCUACAUACCUGCACAGCUGUGUUAACUGAGUAGUGAAGGGAGUCCACAGUCCAGUUUUUGAGGUACAGAUUUAGUUCACAGUCUACGGCCUUAAAUGCUUCUCUGUUUCAUGUCAUCACUACGUAGCCCACAUUGGUUAGAAAACUCCAUUUCAGACCUUUACAAAGCUUGUGGUAUGUGUUUACACAUGAGUAUUUUAUUUGAGUUCUAUUCUUAUACUACUUUUAUGUAUAAUUUGUGUUUUAAAAAUGUUUCAUCCUGAAUAAUGGGCUGCAUAGUUACCUAUAUAAAAAGGUAAUUUGUUAUGGCUGGUCUUAAAAAGCUGGUCGUAACAAUAUGAUCGUAACAAUAUGACACAUAAAGUCAUAACAACUAAAGUUUCUCAGGAAAAAAAAAAUCACUUGGUGUAUCAAAGAAUAUAAAUUCAUAUGUCAGUAAUCCGAAUUUUUAGAAGACAACAUUCACUUGAAGAGGAAAAAUCUAUGCUGUUUUUUUCUGAUGGUUCUAUAAAUACCUAAAAUUAGAUUAUAAUAAAAGUUUAACAUGAAAUUUGAAAAGGUGGACCAUAGUGUGUUAAGAACUUAAAUUCUUGUUUUAUUUUUGAAACAGAUGUUGAGUAUAUGAGAGCAUAUUAAUAUUUAUUUUGUAAAUAUUCUCAGAAUAAACAUUGAAUUUCUUA
Messenger RNA from Calidris pugnax (ruff), 1619 nucleotides. It is a transcript of the gene MISO1, whose product is annotated as chromosome unknown open reading frame, human C3orf33. The record is from RefSeq and is a predicted model, not a curated record. The transcript has 4 exons. Lineage: Eukaryota; Metazoa; Chordata; Aves; Charadriiformes; Scolopacidae. Bases 50 to 676 code for a protein of 208 amino acids.